Molecule: messenger RNA, 3560 nt
Organism: Lagenorhynchus albirostris (white-beaked dolphin)
Lineage: Eukaryota; Metazoa; Chordata; Mammalia; Artiodactyla; Delphinidae
Gene: KLF13
Product: KLF transcription factor 13
Exons: 2
Coding region: 410-1288 (292 amino acids)
Biological process (GO): regulation of transcription by RNA polymerase II
Molecular function (GO): RNA polymerase II cis-regulatory region sequence-specific DNA binding; DNA-binding transcription factor activity, RNA polymerase II-specific
Source: RefSeq, a predicted model, not a curated record
CGGCCCCGCCCACCCCCGGGGCCGGGCCGCCCACACCGAGCCGCGGCGCGCGCGGCGGCUGUCCCGCCUGCCACAAUGCGCGGCGAGGCUGCGGCCGCGACUUGCCGCGGUCGUCCCUAACGUCGCCACUCGGCAUCCUUAGGGCAGGCCUCCCCUGACGCCCCGCGGGGACCCAACUCGCCCGCGCCCCCCAUGCGCUCACUCUUCGGUGCCCAGCCAGGCGGGCGCCUCGCAGACGCGGAGCCGCGCGGGUGACGGCAGAGGCGGCUGCGCGCCCAGCCCAGCCCGCGGAGAGGGCGCGCCGCGCCCCCGCCCCCCGCCAGCUCUCCGGAGGCCGUGGGUGCGGAUGCGCCGCUGACGACUCGCAGCGACCAGCAGUGCCGCCCGCCCGCCGGCCGGAGCCCGCAGCAUGGCAGCCGCCGCCUAUGUGGACCACUUCGCCGCCGAGUGCCUCGUGUCCAUGUCGAGCCGCGCGGUUGUGCACGGGCCGCGGGAGGGGCCGCAGCCCGGACCCGAGGGCGCGGCCGCUGUCGCCGCCACGCUGCCCCGCGUCGAAGAGCGCCGCGACGGCAAGGACAGCGCCUCGCUCUUCGUAGUGGCGCGGAUCCUGGCGGACCUUAACCAACAAGCGCCAGCGCCCGCCCCCGCGGAGCGCAGAGAGGGCGCCGCGGCCCGGAAGGCGAGGACCCCCUGCCGCCUGCCGCCCGCGCCACCACCCGCCUCCGAGCCCACCUCCCCCGGCGCCGGUGGCGCGGCGGCCGCGCCCCUCAGCCCGGCGUGGAGCGAGCCCGAGCCCGAGCCCGAGGCGGGGCUGGAGCCGGAGCGAGAGCCGGGGCCCGCGGGGAGCGGCGAGCCCGGCCUCAGACAAAGGGGCCGGCGGGGUCGAAGUCGCGCCGACCUCGAGUCCCCGCAGAGAAAGCACAAGUGCCACUACGCGGGCUGCGAGAAAGUUUACGGGAAAUCCUCGCACCUCAAGGCGCACCUGAGAACUCACACAGGGGAGCGCCCCUUCGCCUGCAGCUGGCAGGACUGCAACAAGAAGUUCGCGCGCUCUGACGAGCUGGCGCGGCACUACCGCACGCACACGGGCGAGAAGAAGUUCAGCUGCCCCAUCUGCGACAAGCGCUUCAUGCGCAGCGACCACCUGACCAAGCACGCGCGCCGCCACGCCAACUUCCACCCAGGGAUGCUGCAGCGGCGCGGCGGGGGCUCGCGGACCGGCUCACUCAGCGACUACAGCCGCUCGGACGCCAGCAGCCCCACCAUCAGCCCGGCCAGCUCGCCCUGAGCGCCGGCGGCGCGGCGGGGUGGGGCGGGGCCUGCGGCAAGCCACGCCCUUCCUUGCCACGCCCACCCUAGGCCCCGCCCAGCCCCGCGGCCUCUCCUCCUUACCAUAGCCAUGAGCAGAUGCUCUCACUUCCUCCCGUGAUUCCGUGUCGUUUCCUUUUGUAAUCAGAAGAGAGAGAACUUUAUGAAUGACAACAAAAAAAACGAUUUUCUUCACCUCAGGUGUCAAAUUUGUAAAAAAACAACGAAAAAAUUCCAAAAAACACCAUCCACGAUUGCACAAGAGACAUACCCACGAAGGUGAUUCAGCGGUGUUGAACCCCCCUUUCUCAGGGAUGGACAUGUUCCACGAGGUCAGUGAGGACACCCCCUUCCUGCCGCCUUACUCUGUACAUAGAUUUGCACUCUGGAAUUUCCUUUUACGUUUGGGCACACACUGGGGGCAAGGCAGUGCAGGUGAAGCUCAGCGCAGGCGGCGGAUAGGCCGGUCGGUUAGUUUGGAGCCGUGGUCACCGACCUUGUGCUUUCAGGGCAGACCCCCUAAGCAGCGCCCGCGGCUCCCUCUUCCUGCCCCCUGCCCAGCUUCAGCCUCGCCCCAGCUGGCAGUGGGCUCAGAAUGCAGACGGCUCAGAGGGACGCCUUAAGCCGUGAUGGGUAAGGGGAGGACUCCCCAGGGAGACUGUAGGGGUCCUCGCCUCCGGGACCCUGCCCAGGUCCCCCUCGGAGCGCCGGAAGCAGAGAUGCAAACCCGUGUUGGGCAGCCGGCCGCACCAUCUGAUGUCCACAUGGCCAGGGCCCCCGCCCGCUGCUGUGUCCCCACAGAAGGCCCCAGGACCUUCCACUAUUACACCACGUUCUCUGACUGGCCUCCUACAAGGGUGUCCGAAGGUGUCAUUGGUGCGUCCAGUUCCCACAUUCUCCCCGACCGGCCCUGCUCUUGGGAUGCCUUUGUUUGACACGAUGGGUAAAGCGGGGCCACCCGGCCAGACGCUCUGUGUGUGUGGCUUGCUGUGGCCGCGCUCGGCUCUUCACAGAGACUGUUCCGUAGCAAGAGACCGGAACAUUGUGACUUGGAACGUUGGGGGGUGGCGAGGCGGAUGUCAUGGGAAAUGCAGUCGGAGAACGUGCAUUCUCUUUCCUCCCUGGGGAACACCGGACGGAAGUUGUGGGAAACGCUUUUUUCAGACCCACCGUGUCCCCAGCUCAGAAUUAGCGAACCCUCAGCUUCUCCAUGAGCCCUGUGUCCCCUGGACUCCUCCCUUCCCCUCCUACCUGGGAGGCCCCGGCCUGUGGGGCAGUAGGGUGCAGGGCCCCACCGCCAGCCUUUCCGUGCUGACGGGGGCGGGCAGAGAGCCGGGGACGUCUCUCCCGGAGCUCUGACCUGGGCAGGUGGGUCAGGCCGGGCUCCAGCGCACUCCUCAGUGGAGAGCUGAAGCCACCACCUGCCCAGUCACCUCCCUUCCCUUCCUCCAGGGAGUCGGGGCCUGUAAAUACAAGUCCCCAGGACAGUGUGUGUGGGUGUGAGUGUGUGUGUGUGUGUGUGUGUGUGUGUGUGUGUGUGUGUGUGUGUGUGUGUUGGGGCAGGGAGUGUGGGUUUGGGAAGGACUUGGGGUAUCUUGCAGAGACCUCUGUUCAUUUCGAUGAGGAGGGAUGAUCCUUGGGACCUCAGAGGGCCGUAGAGGGGCUUCCCUGAGCCCAGAGUGCCUUGGUUGUGGUCAUUCUGCUUCCACCCCGAGCCGGUCACGGCGAGGGAUGCAGCACAGAGGAACCCCGGAGACCCAGGCCCAGCUGGUGCUCGUAGCCCCUGGGCGGCUCCAGAGCAGAUGGGCACCCUCUGUCCCUAGCAGCCAGGGGCAGGCAGGCUGCUGUCUGCAGCGCUCUGGUUGCCAUCUCUAACUCUGCUGUUUGUCAGCUGGGAUCAGCCAGUGGUGUGGUGGUGGCUUCUGAGUAGCGUGGUAGCUCCUGAGCUGUGCGGGAGCGUUGCUCUUGCUAUGGGUGGGAACCAGGCGGGAAUGGCGUGGGGUGAGGGGGUGGCCCCACCCUGGCUCUCGUUGGGUUGUGUGACAGCCCUGCUCGCAUUUGGUCCAGGAGAGAGAACGGGACGUGCUGGCCACCUGGACGGAGCCGCGCCCUGAGCACCUGGGGUGAGAGCUCUUCACGCCCGGUUCCAAAGUGAGGCCCGGAAGGGCCCUCGGAGGUCCCUCCCAAAGUUGUUUCUGGGUGGGGCAGAGAACGCCACACUCCGAAUACACUUCAUGUCUCAGGAACUCACA